Molecule: messenger RNA, 1941 nt
Organism: Geodia barretti
Lineage: Eukaryota; Metazoa; Porifera; Demospongiae; Tetractinellida; Geodiidae
Source: the annotation of a GenBank genome assembly
AUGACUACCCACGCCCACUCGCGAGAACCGCACGCCCACGACGCCCACGGCGACGGGGACCACGAGAGUAUCCACGACCACGGGCAGGACGCGCACGGGGGUCACGACCACGACCACGGCCACGAUGGACACCAUCGCGGUCGCCACGACGGCCACGGGCAUGAAGACAUGCUGGAGGUCGAGCAGGCCCUGGAGCGCAUCAUCGCCCACUUCAGCCCGCGGGACGCGGUGGAAUUGCCGGUGUUGGAAUGCCUGGGCCUGGCGCUGGCGGAGGAUGUCACAUCGCCGUUGAACCUUCCGCCGCUGGCCAACUCGGCCAUGGACGGCUACGCCGUGCUGCACGCCGACAUCGCAGCGGCCAACGACACGGCGCCGACGCUGUCAGUGAUUUCCGCGGUCGCGGCAGGACAGGUCUCGGACCAGACGGUCACCAGGGGCAACGCGAUCCGGAUCAUGACCGGUGCACCGGUUCCCGCGGGCGCAGACACCGUAGUUCCCUUCGAGGAAACUGACGAACUCGAACGCAGGCGCACGGGGACGCCGCUGGACGAAAUCGCCAUCCGCAAGGCGCUGCCAUUGGGCAGUAACGUACGACCGGCGGGCGAAGACGUGCAGGCGGGGGAGUUGGUGUUGCCGGCGGGGACGGUGGUUCGACCGGCGGAAGCAGGAGUUCUCGCAUCGUUGGGGCUUGCCACGGCGUGGGUGAUCCGGCGACCGGUAGUUGCGGUGCUGUCAACGGGAGACGAGCUGACCACGGUUGGCGAAGAUCUCGAGCCGGGUCACAUCUACGACAGCAACAGCAGCAGCGUAGCGGCGGCGGUCCGCGCGGCCGGCGGGGUGGCGAAAAUAAUCGGCAUCGCGCGGGACAACUUGGACGACCUGCAUCGGUGCAUCGACGCCGCCUCGGAUUCGGACCUGCUGGUUACCUCGGCCGGCGUGUCCAAGGGCGAUUACGACAUGGUCAAGGACGUGCUGGAGCAGCGAGGGGACAUGAACUUCUGGUCGGUGCGGAUGCGACCGGCCAAGCCGCUGGCGUUCGGGCUGAUCAAUCGCGAAGGACGCGAGCCCCUGCCGUUGCUGGGACUGCCAGGCAACCCGGUCAGCGCGCUGCUGGCGUUCGAGAUGUUCGGCCGGGCAGCCGUGCGGCGCAUGUUGGGACGGGACCUGCUGGCGCGUCCCACGGUUGAAGGGGUGCUCACCGGCCCGAUUUUCAACAGCGACGGGCGAAGGGUGUACGCGCGAGUCGAGGUCGAACGACGAGACGGCACGUGGUUUGCCACGCCGACGGGGCCGCAGGGAUCGAACAUCCUGACGUCGUUGUCCAAGGCCAACGGGCUGGCGAUUUGUCCAUCCGACCUGACCCGAAAAAACGCCGGACAGGCGGUAAAGAUCAUAAUGCUGGAUUGGAAUGAAGAGUUACUGCUGGCCCGGCUCAACACCACGUGCCCAUCGUUCGGCAAGACGUCAGCGGAGAUCGCGCAUCCGUCCGACCUGGUGAAAGAGAUCAGGACCCAUUGCGCCGGUGACACGGAGUUCAUUCAGUCUUCGAUGCCGCUGCAGGAGAUUGUGUUCCGCACGCUGCUGCUGCAGGGAGGCGAGCCGAUGCCGCUGUCGGAAUUGCAUACCGAACUGACCGAGAAAUGGUCGACCCCGAUCCGUCCGAUCACGCUGACGGUGAACGGACUGGCCAGGGUGCUGGACAGCGAUGUUUUCUACGGAUUUGCCGCGAUCGCCUUGGAGGAGCCGGAACCCGAAGAAGUUCUCGACAGCGCGCGGAUGCUGACGGCUGCAGGAACGGCAGAGGACGAGCAGUUGGCCCGGAUCUUGGAGGUUCUCGCCGCAGACGACGAUGACGAGGACGAAGACUUGCUCGGCGAAGACGACCUGGACGAUGACGACGAAGAGCCGCCUGAAGAGGACGAGGAAGAAGAGGCGGAGUAA